UAUUUACAUUUUUGUUAUUUUCUUUUGAUUUGGAUAGCGAUUGUUCCUAUAUGUGGCGGGAAGUUAAUAAUAUCUUUAUAAUUAAUUUUUACAUGCAUAUAAAAUAUUUUUAACUUAUUUUUGUUUUAUUUAUUGAUGAAAUGCACAUUGACUAACAAUUGUGUUUUGUGAACUGAAAUAUUCUGGUGCUUUUGAAGCGCAAAUCAGUUUCCAUUUUGAUGAGCUUCUCCUCAUCAGUGUUCAAAACUCACGAUGAGAUUUAUUGUUAAUUCAAACUGUUUUUAGAGAAAUAUUUCUUAUUCCUCUGUUUUUCGGGAUUGAUAAAAAUGGGAGAGAUAACUAUAAGCCCAGACCUUUUUAAAGGUCUAAAGUUUUGCUUGAUUGAUGAAGGUGAAAGUGAAAUUGUGGAUAAAAUCAAAGCAAUUUUGUUAUCUGGCGGUGGAACACAUAACAGUUACUUGUCCGAUAUGGUGACACACGUAAUCAGUGACAAUCCGGAUAAUCCUGGCAUCAGUGAAGCUCAAGAGCUAUUUGAAAAACCUGUGGUUACAAGCCGUUGGGUUUUAACAUCAGCCAAAUGUAACAAACUGUUACCUUUAACUGGAUUCAGUGCUGUAAAGAAUCAACUCUUCUCUGGAUUAGUUGUUAGUGCAUCUCAGAUGGAAAGAGAAGAUAAAAAGAAAAUUUGGGCAAUGGUGUCAUUUUAUGGUGGAACAUUUGUUCUCAAUUAUUCUAAGUCUUGCACUCAUUUAAUAGUUGGAGCAGUUGAAGGGGAAAAAUACUCUAAAGCUCUAAGUAUGGGGAAAAAAGUAGUCACACCAGACUGGAUAACAGAUUCAAUUAGAAAUAGAUGUCUAUGUGAUGAAGAUUUAUAUCAUCCAAAACUUUUAAUCCUACCUGAACCAGAAGUUCCAGAUAUUCCUUCACCUGAAUCGCCUGCUUUAAAUUCUGCCUUGAUAUCCCUUGACAAAAUUAAUAUUAGUUCCGAAAUUUCAACUGAAAAUCAGCAUGGAAUUUCUGAAGAAGCGCUUCAAAAUUUUCCUCAGCAAAUUAAAAUGGCAAAUAUUGAACAAAAGUUGUCUCAAGAUAUUAUAAGAAACAUUGCUGUGUCUAGUAGCAGUCUUGAUGCAAGUAUGAAGUCAUUGCAGCCUGAUCAGCAAAUAUAUAUUACCAAUAAAACUCUCAGUUUACCUCCAGGGUCACAUCAAGUCAAUAUUUUGACAAAACAACAGACAUCUGUGUCACAGAGUGCUUACCAACAAGUUUUGCAAAAUCAACAACUUAUUCAACAAGGUGAACAAAAACUAAACCAAGCACUUCAGCAAUUGCAGGCUCAACAACAACAGCAACAACAACAGCAGCAGCAACAACAACAGCAGCAACAACAACUACAACAGCAGCAACAGCCCUUAAUACAGCAAAGAGCUCUUCAGUCAACACCAACACAAAUUCCCCAACAAAAAAUUCAAUUGACUCAACAACGUAUUGCCCUUAUGCAGCAACAACAGCUUGCGCAACAAUCUAUACAAAUGCAAAGACUUCAACAAAUUCAACAGCAACAAUUACGAAACAGGCAAGCUCAAGGGCUUCCUGCUGCUCAGUUAGCUCAGCUACAACAACAACAUGUUCAACAGCAACAAUUAUUGCGGCAGCAACAUCAACAGCAGCAACAGCAAUUGCAACAGCAGAUACAGCAACAAUUACAACAGUCUCAUUUACAACCACAGCAGCAGCCUCUCUUACAGCAACAGAAGCAACUACAGCAACAACAGAUACAUCAAUUACAGCAGCAACAAAUUCAAUUUCCACAACAAAUAUUGCAGCAACAAGCUUCAAAUACAACUAAUCAAAUUCAGCAGCCACAAGUUCAAAUGCAGAGACAGCAAGUUCCUCAAACUCUUUUGCAAAAGCCAGCCCAACUUAAUAUUUCCCAAAUUUCUCAUCAAACUAGUGGAACUCAGCAAAGUCAAAUAAAUGUAAUGCAGUCACCCAAAACCAACCAAAAUGUACACAUUCAAAUGUCACAAAUUAGGCAUCAACAGCAAACUAUUCAACAACUUCAACAGCAGCAAUCUUUAACACCUCUGCAGCAGCAAGCAUUGCAAAAACAUCAACUGCAACAACAACUGCUGAAACAACAACAUAUGCAGCAUGUACAUCAGCAACAGCAGCAAGCUCAACAAAGGGUUUUGACACAAUCUCCAAACAUGCCCCCUUCUCCUCUUCACUCUCAGCAACAAAAUAUUUUGCAGCCAUCUCCUCGUCAGUCACCUUUACAGCAACAGUCUCCUAUGCAACAAUCUCCUUUACAACAGUCACCUUUGCAGCAUUCUCCCUUGCAACAUUCACCUCAACAUCCUGCUGUUCAGUCCCAACAAACUAAUAUUCAAAUUCAGCAUCAGCAAUCGCCACUACCAACUCAACGACCUCAAACUCCUCUUCAACAACCUUCUCCACAACAUUCACAAUUGCCAGUGCCACUUUCUCCCCUUCAACAAGCUCAGCAAUUAGCUCUUGAAAAAGCUCAAGCUGUUGAAAAGCAACAAACAGAGUUAAUUAAAGUUCAGUUGAAGCAGGCAUCUAUAGAACAAGCUCGACUUCAAGCUCUUGAAAAAGCUAGAUUGCAACAAUCUUUAGAGAAAGUACAACAGCAACAAAUUGCUUUAGAUAAAGCACAAUUACAUCAAGUUGCUUUAGAAAAAGCUCAAUUACAAGCAGGUAUAGAAAACUCACAACUAUCGCAAAACAUUUUGCAGCAUCAACAAUUGCAAAGAACUCUUGGUCAACAGCAAGUACCUUUGACCCAACAGCAAAUCAAUCAACUACAGUUGCAAAAAAGAAAUAUUCAACAAAUACCUCAGUCUUUACAAUCUUUACAAUUAUUACAACCUACUCAAAAAGUUGAUCUAUCAACAAACAUUCAGUCCUCCCAAAUGCUUAACUCUGGAACUCAGUUUGUUACUCAACAAAGUCAGCUUCAAACUGUUGUUAAGACAGCAAGCUUGCAAAACUCCCAACAGGGCUUACUACAAAGGCUACAAAUACCACAGAUAUCAGUGCAACAACUGCAGAGAUUGCAAAUGCAGCAAAAUGCAUCUGUGCAACGCUUACAUGUUCAAAAUUCUCAAUCACAGCAAUUACAGUUGCAACAAGGGGCUCUCCACAGUCCAUCACAUCAGCAGUUACAACAGGGAAAAUCAAUGUCUCAAAUUUCAUCUGGGCAGCACAUGCAAAUACAGCAUGGAAGCUCUCAACAGUUGCAAGGAACUCAAGCUCAGCAAAUACAACAGAUAGCUCAGCAGCUUAGGAUGCAGCAGACAUCACCAGCACAGCAAUUACAGCAAGGAUCACCUGCUCAACUUUCUCAAGGAUCACCUGCUCAGAUGCCUCAAGGAUCGCCAGCUCAUCCCUCUAAUCAAGUGCAAGGCUCUCCAAGCCAACAGAUGCAGUUGUCACUAGGCUCUCCAGUGCAGAAUGCAAUGAUGUCCCAAGAUUCUCCUCAGCAAGGAUCCCAUACUCCAACACAACAACUGCAACAGAUACAAUUGCAACAUGUCUCAUCUCAACAGAGUUCAGUUCAAGCGCCCUCUCGAUCAAUGUCUCAACCUUCACAACUUUCUCAAUUGCAGUUGCAAACUCAGUUACAACAAGUCUCUUCUCACCAAAGUUCAAUGAGUCAGACAUCUUUGCAAACUCAACAAACAGAUAAUCAAAAAACUAUGCAAGAAUCAUCACAGUCUCCUUCUGUGCCCUCUUCAUCUGUGUCUCAAGAUAUCACAAUCCCUUCUUCUUUGCAAUCUGUUUCUUUGCAGCAAGUACCUUCAAAGUUAAUGCAUGCCUCUCAAACACCUGAUCAGUUACAGUCAUCUCCUCAGCAACCACCUGUUCAGCAAGGAAAUCACCAGACGGAGCUCCAACCAAACCUUUCUCAGUUGCAAAUAUCUCAAGCUCAAAUUCAACAAAUUAAUUCUACUCAUGAUUUAAAUCCACCUUCAACCCCUAGUCCUCUUCGUCAAACUUCUCCAAUACAUGCUGCAUUGCAAAAAGUUUCACAAAUACCUCGAGUGCAAUCGGGUCAAAUGGCACAGCCAUCUGCUCAACAAAUACUUUUGAAACAGGUUUCGAAUCAGUCUCAACUCCAGAAUGCUACUUCUUUACCUCAGGGAACUUCCCAAAAUGUAAACCAACAAAUUCAUUUAUCGCAAGCUUCAGUUCAACAAGUGCAAUUACAGCAAGUUCUGCAACAGGCUCGAAUCCAGCAACUUCGCCAACAGCAAGCCCAAUUGCAGCAGUCUAUGACUCAAGCUCAGAAUCCACCCCAACAUGUGCAGACUAGUAACAUAUCUUCCAAUUCUCUACAACAAACUCACAUUCUACAGUCUCCCCAAGAUCCACAAAGUUCUGGCCAGUUAUUGAGACAGUCAUUACCGUCACCUCAGAGUGGUAUUCAGGCUCAACAACCUAGAAUGUCUUCCCCUUUGCAACAAGCUCAGUUGCAGCAACUGGCAUUACAGCAAGCUCAAUUGCAAAAAUCUUCUCUCUCACAGACAAUAUUACAGCAAAAUCAGUUGCAAUCUACCGUACGACACACUGCCAUUCAACAAACUCGAUUACAACAACCUAUUACUUCUCCUACCCAGCAUGUUAUUUCGCAAAGCAACUUACCACGACCAUCUCAACAAAUUCAAGUUCAAACACAGGUUGUUACUAAGCAAAUUCAUUUGCAACAACAGUCCCCUCAAAUAUUGCAACAACAAUCUCCACAAACUCCUUCAUCUCCUCAACUUCAAACUCAGCCUCGAUUUACCCAUCAAAUGUCACCAGUUCUACGACAAGUCCAGAAACAAUUUCAAGCUACUUUACCUGCCGCUCAACAGCCUAUGCAUGGGCAGCCUCCUGUUCAAGGUUUACAUCAGCAACAAAUUUUGCAACAGAGGCAGCAGAUUCAACAGCAGUUGGCAUUACAGCAACUUCGCCAGAGACAACUACAGCAGCAACAGUUACAAAGUAAUUCUCAACAACCCCAACAAACUAUGCAACAUAUUAUCACGAAUCAACCAUCCGUUAUGAUGAAACCUCCUCCACAAUAUCCUUAUGAUCGUCAACAACUUCAAGGUCAACCUAGGUUGCAGUUUCCACCCCAACCAAGGCAGCUGACGUCUCCACAGCAACCUCAGAGUCCUUGGCCUCAAGCAGUUGCAGGCCAGCAAACGCAAUUUUUAAGUCGCUCUCCUGGUGUUAAUCCUCCACCCUCCCCUCAGUGGCAACAUGUGCAGCAGCAAUCUCCGAAAGAGGAGUUGACUCUUAGUCCUAAGCCAGCUCAAUUACAACAGCAAGCUGUGUGGCAACAACCCAGACCACAAACUUCUGAAAACAGAGAUGUGCCAGUAACAGCACCUCAGGUUGUGUCACAGCAGCAAACUUUAUGGAAGCAAACUCAACCACUUCAGCAGCGAGAUUCAACUCAACUAUCACCUCAGCAAGUACAAAUCCAAUCUUACCAAUUAAAGCAACUUGAAAUGCGUAGGCAACAGUUAUUGCAACAACAACAACAGCAGCAGCAGCAAGUGUCAGGCAUACGUCCAGCACAGUUUUCCCCUCAAGGGGAUCAGUUGGCCUCUCCUAGAUUGUCAACUCCUUCCCCUCAACAUCAAUCCUUGGCUGUUCCUGCUCAGUAUCAACCACAAAAUGCUCCGGGAAUUCUUUCACAGACAUCUCCAGGUUCUUCUCAAGCUGCAACUCAAGUUACUCCUAAAACGAAGACAGCACUGGCUAAUUUACUUAACACUCGAUUGCAAAUCACAAGUCGUUCAGUAGAUGGAGAGACACUUAUAAGAACUACUCAAGGAAUAUCGGUAUCUGCUCAGUCUUUACCUCGUAGAGCAAGUUCAGAAGGAAUUACUGUAUUACAUCAUCAAACUCAGUUGGCUGAGCGUUCACAAGUUCCUGCUGUUCCUCAAGCAGUUUUCUAUGGACAUGAUCCUAAAGUGAAUGUGCCAUCUGAUCUGUGCCUGUUAGGAUGUGUUUUUUGUAUAGAAGAUUAUGAAAAAUCCACAGAUGUUUCAGUGUGGGCAAAGGUGAUCGAAGAGAAUGGUGGAGAAAUAGAGUCUUCUUACAGUAGCAAAUGCACCCAUGUUAUAUGCGAAAGUCAACGAAACUCUGUUGUCCAACAAGCUAUGAGGGAAGGCAAACGCUGUGUUACAGCAUAUUGGUUGAAUGAUGUACUUUCAAAAAAGAAAAUGAAGUAUCCCUGGCUUGCUUAUCAUUUACCUACUCCACUUUCAGAUGAUAAACCCUGUAAAAAUCAGAUAAUCUCUAUAACAAACUUUGAAGCUGAUGAGCGGUCAAUUUUGAAAAAUAUGAUUAGCAUUUUAGGAGGAAAAUAUACAGGUUACAUGACAUCGCACAAUACCAUUAUUAUAUGCAAAAAAAAUGAAGGUCGUAAAGUUCAGAAGGCCAAAGAAUGGAAGAUUCCUGUUGUGAAUAUUCAGUGGCUCCAUGAUUUGAUGUUUGGUCAUUUAGAUGCUCUCAGGCUAUCUAUGGCUCACAAGUACCAACAAUAUGACAUAGAGAAUCCAUUUGCUUUUGAUUAUGCAUUAGUACCUCAUCUCAUGGCCGGCUGGAAAAUUCCAAUCAAGAUUAAUGAAGAACUCUUAAAGAAACAUUUUCUUUUAGAAGAAAAGGAAAAAGUUGCUGAAAACACUGAAAAAGAUGAGAAAAAAAGGGAAAUUGAAAAUGGUGAAAAUGAGGAGAAUGAAUCAAAACGAUUGAGAAGUGAUUCACCUGAACUGGAUGAAAAUAUUCCAUUGACCACACAGAAUCCACCUGACACUGACAGAAAGCCGAGAGUUAUAAUUACGGGUCUAUCUAAAUUCAAGGAAUUAGCAAAGAUUGUAUAUCAAUUGGGUGGCUGCUUAGCAAAGAAUGAGUUAGAUUGUACCCAUCUUGUAGCUGAUCACUUUGCUAGAACUGUGAAAUUCUUAAGUGCCAUACAUUUUGUGAAAUAUGUAGUCUCUCCAGAAUGGCUCACAGAGUCAGGAAAACAAAAUAAAUUCAUAGACGAGGAAGAUUUUAUUUUGAGUGAUCAGGAAAAUGAAAAGCUUUUUGGAUUCCAUUUAAAAACUGUACUGAAAAGAAAAGAGCGGAUACCCAUAUUUAAAGACUAUGUCUUUUUCGUCACUGCUGGUGUAGUACCAAAACCUGAUGUGUUAAAACGCAUUAUUGAAUCAGGAGGUGGGAAGCCUGUUUUUAAGAAAGCUCCUACUCUCAAGCAAGUGAAGGCUCUUGAAGAAAGUGAGAGGAAAUUUGCAAUGAUAUCAUGUGAUAAUGAUCUGCAUCUAUGCAAGAUGUAUCUGGAAAAAAAUAUUAGUGUGUAUAAUGUGGAGUUUAUUUUAACUGGAAGUAUCCGGCAGGAGUUAGACCUCACAUCAUUUGCUUACAAAUUGUGAUCAAGUUUUUAUGUAUAUUAUAUUUUUGAUACAUUACAAAUAUAAAUAGUAAUUAUUGAAAGAGAUAUAUUCGUUUUUUUGUUAAUCAUAUAUAAAUGGUCUAGUUUUGUAGUUUUAACUUAUAAUUUCAUAAAAAAAAAAAUACUUUUUAAAUUUAACUUAACCCAAGAUAACUAUACUUAAUUCAGUGGUACGCAAUUGCUAAAUAACUGACUCACAGGCUAUCAAUAAAAAUUGGGUUUAUUUUUAUAUUCCCUUCAUUUUUAAUUAAGUUUAAUUCAAGCAUCUGGUAUGGCUAAUCACAUUCUUGCACUGAUUUAUUUUUUGAUUAAUUCAAACCACAAUUCUUGACUUGGGGCUCACUCACUAAUUUAGUAUUUACAUCUGGGCCCAGAUCAGUCUGUUUCUGAUAGACUAUCUAAUAAUUGUAUAAAAUAUUGUAGUCUUAUUUCUCUGGAUUUGUUAUUAAACUUUUCAGUACUCUAGUUAUUUUAUGUAAAGAGGAAGAAGAAAAAAAAAAAACUCAAUAAUUUUUUAGGCGCAAGAUUUAAAAAAAAAAAAAAAAGUCUGAAUGAAAGAGCUUUUCUCCAUUUUAACAUUUAGCAAAGACAAUUGUCUUAAGUGAUUAGAUUUUUCAUUUCACAAAUAGAGAAUUUGUCUCUUUUAUCAUUUGAUUUUAAAAUAAUUUAAAAUAAAAAUUCAACUAUCCCAGAUUAGUUAAAUAGGAUGAAUAUAGGGCUAUAAUUUAAUAUGAUUAGUAAAAGUUUACUAUGAAUUUUUUAUUUUAAUCUAAAGAAUACUCCAGAUAACUGUUUUAAAUUAAAGUUUUAACUACUGUGUACGAGUCGACCCCCAUUUUUGAUUUAUGAGAUAGCAAAUUUUGGGUAUGGGUAUGUCGGGUGUUCGAGUCCAUUUCUAGAACAAAGCAAAUAUUAAAAUUUCUCAAAUUAAAUAACAUAAAAAAAUAUUAAGUCUACAAAAUUGUUCCAAGUUAAAAAUAUUUCGCAUCAAAUACUCUUACAGAAAUUCUGUGUUGCUAUUAUAGGCGUCAUGUGUCAAAUGAUGCAUGGCAAAAUCUGGAUUCAAAUGUUAUUAUGAAAUAUUUUAAAAAGUAGGAAAUGGAUGGGGUAAUUUUUUGUGUGACACAGUAGAUGAAACUAUUGCAGAAUAGGGUCUGUAUGACAACAUAGAUAAUGUUCUGGAAUCUUUUAGCUUUAUGGUAUGUUUUAAAAGUUUUCAUUGUGUUAUAUAUUUUGAAAUACUCUUGAAGAAAUUAUCUCAAUCUUCUCAUAUUCCUAAAUUUUUUUCUGCACGUAAUUUAUAGUACUGUAUUUUAACAAUAUUUUAGAUGUGAAGAAAAUUUGAUCUGAGAAAAUGCAAAAUUAUUUGUAUGUAACAUAUUAACAACUGUUUUUGAAAGAGAUAAAUGGAUUCAGAGUUGUUCAUGUCUAUCUCAUUCUUUAUAAUGCGUCAAUAUUUCACAAUUGACCGAUGUCGACUUUAUUACAGGUGUGUCGGUCGGCCCCCGGAUUUUCGUAAAAAUUUAUGGUGUUUGAAAAAUUAACUUCUACACCAAUAUAUAUAGUAACUGUAAUUAUGAAUUGAAAUUAUUUUUUUAUAAUAUUGAAUUAAAUAAUUAAUAGUUUAAAAAAUUAAAUGUGCAGCUCUAUAUUGAAUACAUUUUAAAUUGCACAUAAAAUAAUUUUAUGGUGGCGAAUAAAAUCGAGAAUAGAGUUUUUUACCACAAACUAAGUUAUUUUAUCAUGAUUAAGUAAUAACUUUGAAAAUAUUUCUGCAUUCUAUUUAUUUUUUGCAUAUAUACAAGAACUAUCAAAGAAGGAGGGGAAAAAAUUAUGAAUGUGCAUAUCCUUAUUAUGGUUUUUUCAAAAGUGUUUAAUGUCUUUUAAGUGCUUUAAAAAAAAUGCGAAGUUAAAAAAGUGCACCCUGUAUAAAAUGUGGUAAAUUUAUUUCAAGAGGAAAAAAAUGAUAAAAGUUUUUAUCUUGAAUAUUUGUGUCAGUGGUUGAUUAUUUAAUGUUCUUUUGAGUCGUGUUACCUUUAAAAUAUGUUGUCAACCUUACUUUCUUAUCCCUCGUUAUGCCUGUGUAUGAAAAAUAGUAAAUUCUUCACUUAUAUCACCAAAUUUAUUAAUAUUGUUUUAAUAAUUUUUAAACUUUUCAAUAAUUCAAAAAGUAUUUAUGAUUAUCAUUUAAAAAUCCAAGCUGAUCAAUUUAUAGGAAGAUAUUUCAGCUAAUUUCACAUAUCUAAAAAAUGGAUAGUGUAUAUUUAUAGAACAGAUUGAAAUCUUUAUGAUUAAAUAAUUUAAUUUUUUGCAACCUGAGGUUUCUACCUAAUCCUUUUCUCUCUUUCUUAUUUUCUUGUUUAAAAUUGUUCCUCUGUCCCUAUUGGUUCAGACAUUUACUUCUAUCAUUUAGUGUUCAGACACUGAGGAAGAUUAUUGUUUAUAGACCUGAAAUCAUAGUAUGACUAUUUCUGUACCGAUACUUUAUUCUCGUUGUUUUCUUCUUUUAUUUUCACAUAGUCACAGUUACAUAAGCAAUCCAAUAGAAUAGAAUUGCCUUGCUAUUAUUGACAUUAUUCAUAUCAUAAAAUAUUAUUUUCAGUUAUUUAUUUUAUUUAAAUUAUCUCUUUUUUUUUAAAAAAAUUAUUACAUAGUCCAUCCCUUAUAACUUGAAUUUGGGAGUGGUUUAAGGACAAGAAAUUUUGUCUUGUCAGAAGUUUGAGUAUUCUUGCGACUACCAUACUUCAAUUUUUAUGUAUUUCAUUUUCAUGGUUGGACAUUGUUGAUAAAAUUUUAUUUUACAGCAAAAAUGUUUUUAACUUUGAUAAGAGAUAUUUUGCAAUUAUUACUCAAUUUCUUAUAUCUAAUAAUAAACUCUUACAGAACUUCGUGCACUUAAAAUGGAGGAGCCUCGACAUGGAAUCCUUGUAUUUCCAAAAUUCAAAUGCAAUCACUAUUGAUGCAGUUCUUUUCCCAUCAUAGGUAUUAUUUUCUCUUACACUGACUCUAUUUGAUGGUUCGAUAAAUGAUCUCUCGAUAAAUAAAUCGAUAUCCCCUUGGGGGGGGGGCUUCAAAUAUUAUCUAAACGCCCAUAUUUUGGUAGAUAGAAAGAAGACUGAUAUGAGCAGCGUUUACAGAAGACACUAAAAUAUCCUUAUUUUAAAAAUAUUAUUGAAAAUCAAAAAAAAAAUUUUUAAAAAAUGCGAAGAAAAAAAAUUACACCAUUAAAAUUUUUUAAUAAAACAAAAUGAGAUACAUUUUUUCAAAGAAUUUCAGAGGUCAAGAGUUUUGAUGAGACACAUGAAGAAUGCUCUAUUCAAAAUUUUAUUAAAUGAAUUAAAAUGUAAAUUUUCGUUUAUGUAAAUUUACAUCUUUUAUUUAAAUUUAAUCAAAAAUUAGAGGACUACCAAAGAAGACAAAGUUAUCACCAAAAAAAAAGAAUUACUAUCUUAUAUGAGCAUGGGGAGUUGGGGGGUGAUUUGCUAAAUUUUGUUGACAAAAGGUAGGGAGGUCCAAAAACGGGCUUUUUUAAUCUUUGAAUGGCUCCUUAGGUUUAGUUCUUUUUUAUGUAUGCAUCUAUUUAUUUUUACUUUUUCAGUCACCUUUUUAAAAUAAAUUAAAAGAACUGAAAAUAUAUGAAACAAAAAAAAUUAAUAAUUAAACGAUGAAAACUUCAGAACAGCAGAAAAAUAAAGUCACAUUAAUAUUUGAGUUAUAAAAAAUCGACUCUAGUUGUGUAAUUUCUAUCAUAACAAAUGAAAGUGACUUAUAGUAUUAAAAAGCAGGUUAUUAAUUACUUAUUCACAUUUUUUUAAUUAAUAUUUCAUUUGAUGUCUCGUUUUUUUCUCACCCUGAUAAAGUUUAUAAUUUGUAUACUGUACGUAUCUGCCUUUGCUUCUUUUUAUGUUUCAAUCAUGUGUGAUGUUUUGAUUCACCUGGACUGAAGUAAUGUUUGACCUCCCUGCAAUAUGACAGCAAUAAACAUUUCUGCAUAUUUUUAAUACAUUCAGCAUGCUGUGAAAUUAGGGGUCAGCUUAUUCAUCUUAACAGCUAUUCAUAGAGGAUAGAUCUAGAGUUAUUUUGAUUCAUUGUAAAUUUUGUAACAAAAGCUGUGCUAUGCAUCAGCUGAUUAUCUAUUGUAAUAAUGUACAUAAUAGUGAUUCAUUUUUUGAUUUUUAAAUAAAUAUCUAUUUAUAA
Parasteatoda tepidariorum (common house spider) is the source of this 11665-nucleotide messenger RNA. RefSeq lists its product as uncharacterized. Lineage: Eukaryota; Metazoa; Arthropoda; Arachnida; Araneae; Theridiidae. Gene Ontology annotation, cellular component: MLL3/4 complex. The record is from RefSeq and is a predicted model, not a curated record.